This is a messenger RNA of Engraulis encrasicolus (European anchovy), 3451 nucleotides long. Its product is annotated as phospholipase D1. Gene Ontology annotation, biological process: regulation of microvillus assembly; phospholipid catabolic process; regulation of vesicle-mediated transport. Gene Ontology annotation, cellular component: plasma membrane region; intracellular membrane-bounded organelle. The record is from RefSeq and is a predicted model, not a curated record. Gene Ontology annotation, molecular function: phosphatidylinositol binding; D-type glycerophospholipase activity. Lineage: Eukaryota; Metazoa; Chordata; Actinopteri; Clupeiformes; Engraulidae. The coding region runs from base 1 to 3447 and encodes 1148 amino acids. The transcript is spliced from 26 exons.
AUGCUGACGCAGAGGGCCAGGCAGAGGCCUCCCCCUCUGGAGCGACUGGAGUCGGUGAUGAGCCAGUUCUCCGACAGCCUGGAGCAGUACGACCUGCCCGACGACACAGACGACCUGGACGUGGCCUGCCACACCACUGACCACUGCGAUGGGAAGAGGACCGACUUUGGGAGUAUUCCCUUCCACACCAUAUACAACUUCCUGCCUUUCAAGUCCAUGGACAGCACUGUGUUUGUGGAGGAGGUGCCAGUACAUGUUAGAGUGACAGAGGUGGAGCGGUUCACCUGCACAACGGUGUUAAACCCCAACCUGUACACCAUUGAGCUGAGCCACGGGCAGUUUAGCUGGAAGAUCAAGCGGCGCUUCAAGCACUUCCAGGCCCUCCACCAGGAGCUGCUCAAGUUCAGGGCCCUGCUCAAGAUCCCCCUGCCCAGUCGCAUACACUCUGUGAAGCGGAGAUCGUAUAAAGGCCACAAGCGUUUCCAGGGAGGCCAUAUUCCCACACUGCCGAGGAGGCCCGAUGCCCUGGUCAAAGAGGAACAACUCGUCAGCAGAAAAAUGCAGCUAGAAGAAUAUCUGAGGAACAUAUUGAAAAGGUCCUUGUAUCGGAAUCACCCAGCAACACUUGAAUUCCUGGAAGUGAGUCAGAUCUCCUUCAUCCAAGACCUGGGGCCAAAGGGAAUCGAAGGGCUGAUCUUGAAGAAGUCGGGGGGAAACACUUUUCCCGUGUGCUAUUGGUGUGGCUCAAACAGCGUGUGUUAUCGCUGGUCCAAAAGAUGGCUGGUGGUAAAAGACUCCUUUCUUCUCUACAUGCGGCCCAAGGACGGCCAAGUGGGGACGGUGAUCCUCUACGAUAAGGGCUUCCACAUCAAAAUCGGCACCCACGAGACGGGAGUCAGGCACGGGGUAACCAUCGAGAACCUCUGCAGGGCGCUCACCAUCAAGUGCUCGACAUACAGGCAGGCCCGCUGGUGGGGUCACUCAAUUGACGAGUUUGCUCAGAGGUACGGGCAGGACUUCCUCAGGGAGAACCGGCACGGUUCCUUUGCCCCAGUCCGAGAGAACACAACAGCGCAGUGGUUCGUCAAUGCUGCCGGUUACUUCGACGCCAUAGCCGACGCCUUGGAAGGCGCUAAGGAGGAGAUAUUUAUCACUGCUUGGUGGUUGAGUCCAGAAAUAUUCCUGAAGAGGCCUGUGGUUGAUGGCAACACCUGGAGAUUAGACUGUGUGUUAAAAAGGAAAGCGGAACAAGGGGUGAACGUGUGUGUCCUGCUCUACAAGGAGGUGGAGGUCAUCCUCGGUCUGAACAGUGACUACACCAAGAAGACUCUCACUGGCCUCCACUCCAACAUCAGGGUCAUCCGGCACCCGGACCACGUGCCCUCGGCGGCCCUGCUGUGGGCCCACCACGAGAAGACGGUGGUGGUGGACCAGUCCCUGGCCUUCCUGGGGGGUAUCGACCUGGCCUACGGCCGCUGGGACGACUCCCAGCACCGGCUCACUGACGUGGGGAGCGUCAGGCGGAGUCCGCAGCCCAGCCCGGCUCUCUCCCCCACCAACACCAUCACUCGGCUCUCCACAGUGACCCUGGGGGAUGGGGACGAGGACAUGAGGUGCAGCCUGGUGGGGGACAUCCCAACGCCAGAACCCCGGCCAGGAGGAGAGGCAGCCGGGGACAUGGAAGCUGGAGGAGGUGGUGGGGGAGCAGGAGGAGAGCCCUUCUCUGGGGAUGGGUUAGGGGUCUACGUUGGUACUGGGCCUGGCAUGGGGGCCUGUGCUGGGGCUGUUGCGGCGGCCGAUAUGGGGGCAGGGGCCGGAGCUGGAGCCGGAGUGGGGGCCGCAGUAGGAGUGGAGGAGCUGAGUUUGAAAGUGCCCAGCGGGCGACUCCAGAGGGGCCCCUCAGAGGAGCGCAGCAGGGGGGGCCCCGAGGGACCAGACACCAGGGCGCUGGGUGCGAGGGCUGGUGCUGGUGUGAUGAGCAGGGCUGUGCCUCCGCGUGACUGGUACAGCAAGAGCCUGUCGCUUCGCUCCAGUGAGUCCGGAUCCUUCGGCCCCGGACUGGGCUUGCCACACUCCCUCCCCCUGCCCCAUGACACCAGUUCCAUGAGAAGCUACAUCAGCAAUAAUGAGCUAUAUGGAGAAACCAGAUUCUGGCACGGCAAGGACUACUGCAACUUUAUCCUCAAAGACUGGGUCAAGCUCAACAAACCCUUUGACGACUUCAUUGACAGGUACAAGACACCGCGGAUGCCGUGGCACGAUAUCGGAGUGGCGGUGCAUGGCAAAGCUGCGCGAGACGUCGCCCGGCAUUUCAUCCAGAGAUGGAAUUUCACCAAGUUGGUGAAGAAGCGUUCGGGUGCCACCUGCUACCCGUGCCUAAUGCCCAAGUCUCUGGCAGCGCCUGUGGAGCCACUCUCACCCCACAGGGGCCCACACUCACAGGCCAGUGUGCAGGUGUUGAGGUCUGUGUGUCAGUGGUCCAUUGGCACCAAAGUGCACGAGGAGUCCAUUCACCUGGCCUACGUCUCAGCCAUCCAGAACAGCAAGCACUUCAUCUACAUAGAAAACCAGUUCUUCAUCAGCUGUGCCGAUAAGAGCAUCCACAACAGCAUUGGAGACGCCCUCACUGAGAGGAUCCUCAGAGCAUACAGGGAGAGGCGGCGUUUCCGAGUGUACGUGGUGAUGCCGCUGCUGCCAGGCUUCGAGGGAGACAUCUCAUCAGGAGGAGGGCAGGCCAUCAAGACAAUCAUGUACUUUAAUUACAGGAGCAUGUGUCGCGGCGAACGCUCCAUCAUGGAGAGACUCAAGAGCGUGAUGUCUGACUGCUGGAUCAACUACAUCUCCUUCUGUGGGCUGCGUACCCAUGCUGACCUGGACGGCCGGCUGGUGACGGAGCUCAUCUAUGUGCACAGCAAGCUGAUGAUCGUGGACGACUGCACCACCAUCAUAGGCUCGGCCAACAUCAACGACCGCAGCCUUCUGGGGAAGCGUGACAGUGAGAUGGCGGUGGUGGUGGAGGACUCGGAGUUCCAGCCGUCCGUCAUGGAUGGAGAGCCGUACCAGGCUGGCAAGUUCGCCCUGUCCCUCCGAGAGGAGUGCUUCAGGCUGGUGUUGGGACUGCUAGGUGACUACAAUGUGGACAUCAGUGAUCCCGUAUGUGACCGCUUCUACAAGGAGAUAUGGAUGGUCACAGCAGCCAAGAAUGCAAGUGUUUAUGACAAGGUGUUCCGGUGCCUUCCCACUGAUGCGGUCCUGAGCUACCGCAUCCUGCGGGACUACAUGUCGCGCCCGUGCCUGGCCCACGAGGACCCGCUGCAGGCCUGCGACGAGCUGCGCAAGGUGCGCGGCUUCCUGGUACAGUUCCCCUUCUACUUCCUGUCCGACGAGAACCUCUUCCCUUCCAUCAACUCCAAAGAAGGCAUGAUGCCCAUCGAGCUCUGGACGUGAGGCA